Messenger RNA from Akanthomyces muscarius, 735 nucleotides. RefSeq lists its product as uncharacterized. Gene Ontology annotation, molecular function: phosphotransferase activity, for other substituted phosphate groups. NCBI's taxonomy places the organism in Eukaryota, Fungi, Ascomycota, Sordariomycetes, Hypocreales, Cordycipitaceae. Gene Ontology annotation, biological process: phospholipid biosynthetic process. Gene Ontology annotation, cellular component: membrane. Bases 1 to 735 code for a protein of 244 amino acids. The transcript is spliced from 4 exons. The record is from RefSeq and is a predicted model, not a curated record.
AUGUCGAAGCGAACAAGUGCGGGCGCCUCCAAUGGUGGCCUGGACAAGGACGCUGCUCUCGUGAAUCAGCCUGCUGUCGACAAGCAAAAGACGUUGCUCUCCGCUGACGUUGGUCACUUUUCCCUCGUCCGCGCCAUGCAUUUGGCCGAUCUCAUCACCCUCAUGAAUGGCUUUUGCGGCGUCAUGUCCAUCUUCUCUUCGCUGCGUUACUGCCUCCAUGUCGACCCCACUGCCCACGGAAAUAUCUGGCUUGCUCUUUACUUCCUGCCCUUUGGCUUCUUCUUCGAUGCUUUCGACGGCAAGGUCGCGCGCUGGAGGAAGAAGAGCAGUCUCAUGGGCCAAGAGCUCGACUCUCUGGCUGAUCUGAUAUCCUUUGGUGUCGCGCCCGCCAUGGUCGCCUUCACCAUUGGUCUCCGAUCGCUCGCCGACACGGUCGGCUUGACCUUUUUCGUCCUCUGCGGCCUGACCCGACUCGCGCGCUUCAACGUCACCGUCGCCGUCCUUCCCAAGGACGAUACAGGCAAGAGCAAAUUUUUCGAGGGCACCCCGAUCCCGACCUCACUGGCUCUCGAUGGAGUAAUGGCUUACUGGCUGUACAAUGGCUGGAUUCUCGAGAGCGUCCCCUUUGGCGUCUGGCUGCAGGGUACACCCCUCGAGUUCCACCCCGCUGUGCUCCUGUUCAUGAUCCACGGCUGCCUCAUGACCAGCAAGACGAUCCGCAUACCUAAGCCUUAA